Messenger RNA from Plodia interpunctella (Indianmeal moth), 1128 nucleotides. RefSeq names its product GST-containing FLYWCH zinc-finger protein (gene gfzf). Gene Ontology annotation, molecular function: glutathione transferase activity. The transcript is spliced from 6 exons. The coding region runs from base 423 to 1124 and encodes 233 amino acids. Gene Ontology annotation, biological process: glutathione metabolic process. The record is from RefSeq and is a predicted model, not a curated record. Lineage: Eukaryota; Metazoa; Arthropoda; Insecta; Lepidoptera; Pyralidae.
UGAAUAGAAAUUCGUAUUCAAACUUAACUACCCACCUAUUUAACUACCUAUUCAUAAUAUUUUUGAUCGGAGUUUUCGACUAAUUGGUAUCUAAGUUGGUAGCGUUAGAAGUGCAUUGCGUUUGUCUUGUGAGGACUUAGCAAGGACGCCAGUGGCCACCCUAAGAAGUGCAUGCAUUGAGGUUAAUGAUUUCAAAUUUGAAUCCAGUGAUAAAGAAAUUAAAGGGGCGUAAGAUAAAGAUCGCCUCAAUUCGUGUAAAGAGCGAACAACUUUCCAUGCCCACGUGAAACAUGACACACUCAUCAACUCGCCUCCGGUAGCUUCUGCUUUGCGAUCGGAUGUUGGGGUACAAAAAAACAUUCAUAAUGUUCUUUUAGUCUCGUACCAAUCAGCCGCAAAAUACCUUGAAUGCAAUAGUUAAAAUGGUAUUAAAAUUGUACGCGGUCUCUGAUGGCCCUCCAUCGCUGUCCGUGCGGCAGGCGCUUGCUCGACUGCAGAUCCCUUAUGAGUUGAUUGACGUGAAUUUCAAUGCUGGGGACCACAUGACACCACAAUACGCUUUGAUGAAUCCCCAGAAGGAGAUCCCGGUACUGGAUGACGAGGGAUUCUUCCUCAGUGAAAGCAACGCCAUCCUGCAAUAUGUCUGCGACAAGUUCCAGCCCGGGGGUCCUCUCUACCCGGCGGAUCCUAAAGAUAGGGCAAUCGUCAACCACAGGCUGUGUUUCAAUUUGUCAACAUACUACGCCAAUAUUAGCGCAUACACGAUGGCGCCCAUAUUUUUUGACUACGAGCGCACUCCCUUUGGCCUGAAGAGAGUAAACAUGGCUCUCGAUAUGUUUGAGACCUACAUGGAGAGGCUCGGUACCAGCCAUGCCGCUGGUGAUCACCUCACUAUCGCGGACUUCCAACUCAUCAAUUCUACUAUGACCUUGGAAGCUGUCGACAUCGAUUUCUCAAAAUACAAAAGAAUCACAAAGUGGUACAAUGAUUUCAAAAGUAACUAUCCUGAUUUGUGGAAGAUAUCUGCGGAUGCUAUGAAGGUCAUCCAGCACUUUGCCGCGAACCCUCCGGAUCUCAGCCAUUUGAAUCAUCCUAUCCAUAAAGCGAGGAAAACAAAUAAAUAAUUGC